CGACUGUGUCGUCCUACCAAGAGAAGGCGCAACAGCACCAGAAGCCCAAGCGCGCCCUCCCUUCUGCGGCGACUUUUGACCUCCCUGCUGUCGUAGCCUCCUCCUCAUAGAACUGCCAUCAUCACACAAUGAGCAGUAGCACUCUGUCGCCGUCGACCAUCAUCGCGGUGCAUGUUCCGAAAGAAGCAAGUCGUGCCAUUGCAAUCCACCCGCCUUCAUCUACAGGGUCUACUUCCACUGCUACCACUGCCAAUAUCCACACAACCACGCUAGCUCAUUCGUGUCCUGCUCCACGUCAUUUGAUGUCUCUUCCGCCGCACCUUGCGUUAUCGUCGUCCAAACCUCGAAUGGCUGCUCCACGCACCCCGUUGAUUGGAUCCCUCCCUGAUCCAAGCUCGUCGUUUUUGGCGGCGCAUCCCAUGCCGCCAUUGCAUCUCCCCCCUCCUCCAUCAGAACUCAAUCUUCCUUCCGAAUCUACAUCGUUGUCAUCCAGACGUGAAACAGUCGUGCAGUUUGCGAGCUCGUGUCCUGCCCAGGUCGGGUUUCUGCACAUGCCGCGCCGUGCCACAACCAAGACCCCGCACCCCCUCACGACCGCAGACGACCUGUCCAAAUCCCCAUCCCUUGCAGUGAUGCGAUCCAUCGAGUCCUUGCGGCAAGAGCGCCUAUCGUCGCUCACGGACAACCGCCUGAGCCUUGACCGGCUCUGCCUGGACGAGCACGACGAAGACGACGAGUCCGACAAUGAUGAAGACGAUCCCGCCAACUUUGAAAUGGACGACGUGUUUGUGUUUGAAGCGCAAUAAAUCAUUUACAUAUCACGUCUUUGGUUCUCUCACACGUAAAUGCCAUCGCCGUUGCGCCCGCCCCAGGCAUGUUCCAUCACGAGCUUCUCGAGCGUAUCCACGACCGCGCGCGCCGUGGGUCGAUUCGCCGGAUCGAGUUGCAGGCAUUGCUUUGCAAGUUGCAGAAUCGGCAGCGGGCACGUGGGGGAGAACCGAGGAAGCGCCUUGCCUGUCAUGAUGUCUUGGACGAGCGACCGCUGGUCUUCCCUUGUAGAGUCUAAGUAGAAACACAUUGUAGAGCAACUAACGCAGCAACUCUCGGACGUAC
Messenger RNA from Aphanomyces astaci, 1113 nucleotides. RefSeq lists its product as hypothetical. The transcript has a single exon. Lineage: Eukaryota; Oomycota; Saprolegniomycetes; Saprolegniales; Verrucalvaceae. The record is from RefSeq and is a predicted model, not a curated record. Bases 129 to 806 code for a protein of 225 amino acids.